Messenger RNA from Racocetra persica, 1161 nucleotides. The record is from the annotation of a GenBank genome assembly. Lineage: Eukaryota; Fungi; Glomeromycota; Glomeromycetes; Diversisporales; Gigasporaceae.
AUGUCUCCUCGAGCAAGCUUAAACCAGGAUUAUGAUGGAAUUAAAACAUUUCGCAGGGCUGAAGUAACGGAAUCAAGACAGAUUAUCAAAAGAAGUGUCAACGGCACAAUAUACUCUAAUGACCAACCAUGGUAUAUAAUCAUUGAUAAUAAAGUCUAUGAUAUUAAAGAUUUUGCACCUAAUCAUCCUGGUGGUGCUCCGAUUUUGACGCAUAUUGGAAAGGAUGCAACCGACGUAUUUUAUUCUUUCCAUCCGGAAAGUGCUCAUGAUUUCUUGGCAAAUUAUUAUGUCGGUGAUAUAGCCCCUGACGAUAUAAUUCUACCAAAAGGCAGGAUUAGAGAACUUAAAGUGAAAUUUACGAAGCUCGGCUAUUUUAAAUCUUCCAAAGUUUAUUACAUCUAUAAAUGCUUUUACAAUAUCAUUCUUUGGUCUAUAUCGGUCAUGAUCUUGGCUGCCUUUGGUAAUUCGUUACUUGGUGUUCUCUCUGCUGCCGCAGUAAUGGCUUUGUUUUGGCAACAGUGUGGUUGGCUAUCACAUGACUUUUUACAUCAUCAAGUAUUUGAAAAAAGAUGCUAUAAUGAUUGGCUUGGAUGUUUUUUUGGUGCUCUUUGUCAAGGUUUUGAUCCUUGUUGGUGGAAAAACAAACAUAAUACUCAUCAUUCUGCUCCAAAUGUUCAUGGUCAAGAUCCUGACAUCGAUACUCACCCUCUUCUAAGUUGGUCUGAACACGCAUUAACAGACCUGUUUGAUUCUGAAUUAGCCAGAGAACAUGCAAAAGCCUAUCCUAAAUGGUUUGCUCGUCUCAUGGUCAACAAUCAAGCUAUAAAUUACUUUCCACUCCUUGCUUUUGCUAGACUAUCUUGGUGUGCUCAAAGUAUUCAAUAUAUUCUUCCAAAUGGUCAAAGUGGAAGUAUCGGUGAUACUCGUAUGCCUGUGUCUUUACUUGAACAGAUCUCACAAGCUAUGUGUGGAUUGUUAUUGGCUUUAUGUUUUUCAUUAAAUCAUAAUGGGAUGAAAGUAUUGACUGACGAAGAAACGAUGAAUACUGAAUUCUAUGUUGAACAAGUUAUUACUGGAAGAGAUGUUACUGCGAAUAGUCUAAUGGGUCGUUGGUUUGUAGAAUGGUUUAUGGGUGGAUUAAAUUAUCAAAUUGAACAUCAU